AUGGUUAAGCAUGUAUUAAUGCUUGCAGCUUCAUCAAGUUUGUUUGCAUCUGCUAACUCUGUCGUGAAGUUUAAUGGGCUCAAUUAUGGGGAAUGGUCUGAACAGAUCUGGUUUACACUGGGUGUUAUGGCAUUGGACUCUGCCAUACUAACAGAUGAUGAGCCUGCAGCCAUUAUAGAAGAAAGCUCUGAAGCUGAAAAAUCUCGGUUUGAGAGAUGGGAGCGAUCUAACAGGCUGAGCUUGAACCUCAUGAGGAUGACGAUGGCAGAAAGUAUAAAGCCAUCUAUGCCUAAGACAGAGAAAGCAAGGGAAUUCUUACAGAAAAUUAAGGAGUGUUCACAAUCGGAUUUGGCUGACAAGUCUAUUGUAGGAAGCUUAAUGAAUGAGCUAACUACAAGAAAGUUUGACUGGUCUCAGCCAAUCCAUGAUCAUGUGACACACAUGUCUAACUUGGCAGCAAAGUUAUCGACCCUAGGAAUGGAAGUGAAUGAGCAUUUCUUGGUCCAAUUCAUCAUGAACUCUCUGCCUUUUGAGUUUAGCCAGUUCCAGGUGAACUACAACACCAUUAAAGACAAAUGGAACUUUAAGGAGUUAAAGGCUAUGCUGGUUCAAGAGGAAGGGAGAUUAAAGAAGAUGAGAGACCAUGUUGCUAAUUUCGUGGGUCAUGGAAGUGCCAGCAGCAGCAAAGGAAAACUGAGUAAAAUGGGUAAAAAGAAGGAUAAGACUUUCAUGAAGGGACCUGAGAGUCAAAUCCAGAAGGAGAGGAAGUGUUUCUUCUGCAAGCAAGUGGGACACUUCAAGAAAGAUUGCCCUAAAAGAAAGGCAUGGUUCGAUAAGAAAGGUAAACAUCACAGUUUCGUUUGCUCUGAAUUGAACCUUAUAGAAGUGCCUAAUAAUACUUGGUGGCUAGAUUCUGGUGCAACUACUCAUGUGUCUCAUAUUAAACAGGGAUUCAGUUCGAUCCAGCCUAUAAGAGGACCUGAACAGUACUUGUUCAUGGGAAACAGGAUGAAAGCGCGUAUAGAAGGCAUUGGGACAUAUAAAUUGAUCAUGGACACUAGUUGUCAUGUGAAUCUUGAAGGGUGUCUUUAUGUACCUGAGUGUGUUAGAAAUCUUGUUUCUGUAAGUAGGUUGGACAAUUUAGGUUUUGAUUUUAAGAUAGGACAUGGUGUAUUCUCAUUGUACCGAAAUGAUUACUUUUAUGGUAGUGGUACUUUAUUUGAUUCACUUUAUCGGUUCAAUCUUGAUGCAAAGUUCUCUGAAUCCUUAUUUAAUAUUGAAAGUCGUGGCAUUAAACGUAGUGCAUCAGAUGAAAGUUCUGCUUUCUUGUGGCAUCAAAGGUUAUGUCACAUUUCCAAAGAAAGGAUGAUGAGGUUGGUAAAGAAUGAAAUUCUACCUCAGUUGGAUUUUAGUGAUCUAAAUGUGUGUAUAGACUGCAUUAAAGGAAAGCAGACUAAACAUGUUGUAAAGAAACCAGCCACAAGAAGCACUCAGCUGCUUGAGUUAAUUCAUACCGAUAUAUGCGGCCCUUUCGAUGCUCCCUCUUGGAGUGGCGAAAAAUACUUUAUCACCUUUAUUGAUGAUUACUCACGUUAUGGAUAUACAUAUCUCCUGCAUGAAAAAUCUCAGUCUGUGAAUGUCUUAAAAGUGUUCAUUGAUGAGGUGGAAAGGCAGUUGGAGAGAAAAAUAAAAGUGGUGAGAUCUGAUAGAGGUGGUGAGUUUUAUGGAAAAUUCAAUGAAAGUGGACAAUGUCCUGGUCCAUUUGCAAAGUUACUUGAAAGUAAAGGCAUUUGUGCACAGUAUACAAUGCCUGGUACUCCUCAGCAGAAUGGUGUAGCUGAGAGGCGGAAUCGUACUCUAAUAGAAAUGGUUAGGAGCAUGUUAAGUAAUAGUUCUUUACCCCUUUCAUUGUGGAUAUAUGCAUUAAGGACUGCAACAUAUGUGUUGAACCGGGUUCCUAGUAAGGCAGUUCCUAAGACCCCUUAUGAACUGUGGACAGGAAGGAAACCUAGUUUAAGGCACUUACGUGUUUGGGGUUGCCCAGCAGAAGUAAGGUUCAUUGAGAACGGUGAAACUAGUGGGAGUGGUGAAUCUAGAAAGGUGGACAUUCAAGAAAUUCAGGACGAAGUUUCUUCUCCUGUUGUUUCACCUCCUAUAGUUGUUCCUAUUGUUGCAUCACAGACAAAUAGCACAAUAGAACAACAUGAUGAUGAGCUAAUCCCACCAGAUGAUAAUAUUAUCAAUGAACCUGUCACAAUUCAAGAAGAGAAUAGUGCACCACAAGAACCAUUAAGGCGAUCUGAUAGAGCAAGGAGAUCUGCCAUUUCUAAUGAUUAUGUGGUUUACAUACAAGAUAUCCAUCAAUUUCUUUGCUAG
This is a messenger RNA of Microthlaspi erraticum, 2376 nucleotides long. NCBI's taxonomy places the organism in Eukaryota, Viridiplantae, Streptophyta, Magnoliopsida, Brassicales, Brassicaceae. The record is from the annotation of a GenBank genome assembly.